CCACAAAUUUUUUUUUCAGAAUCUAACUCAAGAAGGUCAUCGAUGACCCUGUCGAUGCCUGUAGGUGAAGACACAACAACAAAUUCACCGGAACCUCCAUGUCCGCCAACACCUUCACGUUCUUCACGUGCAUUUUCUCCUUGUUCUAUUCCGCCACCAACACCAACAACAGUAGAUCGAGCACGUAUUCUAGAAGAAACCCAUAAUCAAGUUAGACAUCAUCUAGUCUACAAAAAAUUUUGUUUUUUAACCGAUGGUUUCCUCACUUUAGGCAAACAUCCUCGCUAUAACAGAUCUGCUGAACUGGUAUAUAACUGUUUUUGUAUGACCUUAAAACACACAGAAAUUUUGGCUAACGUAGCGGAACGGUUGCCAGAUUACGUAAAACGACGGGACAACCCAUUGAGUCGAAAUAGGCUUAAUCAUUUCUCCGAUUUAAACUUCAAGUCUUUUUCUCCAGUUUUAAUCAAAGGAUCAUCUUUAUUUUUCGACGCAUAUCUGAUCCGAAAAGCUCAAGAUAACAUUGAUGUCACCGUUAUGGUUUAUCUUUCACUCCUAUUUAUUUAUUUUUUUCCUGAGUUUUUGCCUCAACGUACUAACCAUUUAAUAAGACUAACCAAGUUUUUGAAAAUAGAUGUAGAAAAUUUUGUCCGACAAUUUUUACGAGACUCAAAUUUCUACAAUCGAAUAGUUAGAGCGUUCAUUAUGCCGCGUCUUAAUCUACUGUCAUUCCAUUCACUCGCUGCCCACAAUCUUAAUAAGACAAUGAAAGUGGAAGAAUAUGAACGACACGUAUGUUUCAUUAUGAUGCAACUAGUCUGUGCUUUAAAAUCGCUACAGUCUGACGGUGUGGAGAUGUUAAGCAAUAAUUUUAAAGAAUUCCUUCUGGCCUAUAGGUACACACAUUUCAACCCUCCGGAGGAAAUCAAUGAGUAUCCACGAAUCCUUCUUCUUUAUGAAGCUAUUGGAGAAACUAUUGAAGACUCCUCUCGGGACAGCGUAGGAGUGUGCAAAUAUGCUCUAAGAGCUUUAUGUACCCUUUUACAUCAUAAAAUGGACAACAAAGUACCCCCCAUAUCCCACCGUUCCAGUUUUUCAGAUGCUCUUUUGAAGUGCGCAGAACUGUUGCAUCAAGACAAGUCGAGUUCACUAACAGAAGCUAAAAAUUUACUGGAGUAUAAUUUUUGGGUUGGCGACGGUGUGCAUUUUGAUACAGAGUUUGAAGCUCGAAUAUGGCUUGAUAAGAAGCGCACAGAACAUGUCAGCUAUCUACUACGCUUACUACUCGAAAACCCAGGCGCGUUGGAAGAAACUUAUGAACGUCUUCACUUACAAUUUCUGCUUUCGACCACUCCGCGUACUUUAUUUGCCUGUUCAGAAGCCUUACGAAGAUCGUUCUGUUAA
This is a messenger RNA of Enterobius vermicularis (human pinworm), 1404 nucleotides long. The record is from the annotation of a GenBank genome assembly. NCBI's taxonomy places the organism in Eukaryota, Metazoa, Nematoda, Chromadorea, Rhabditida, Oxyuridae.